AUUCUGAAGUCCAUGUGGCUCCUCACAGUGAACAAGGUCUUAAGGAAAAUGCAGAGACGCCACAGCAGUAACACGGAUAAUAUUCCACCUGAAAGAAAUCGCAGCCAAGCACUCAGCUCCGAGGCGAGCGUGGAUGAAGGGGGCGUCUUCGAGAGUCUGAAGGCAGAAGCCGCCUCCCCGCCAGCCCUCUUCUCCGGCCUCUCCGGCCUCCCGGCAGGCAGCCUUCCCGCCACCCAGUUCCCAUCCAGCCUGGUGCUGGGGGCCUCGGCCGGCGGUGGGGACGUGUUCAUCCAGAUGCCCGCGUCCAGGGAGGAAGGCGGGGGCCGGGGCGAGGGGGGCGCCUACCAUCACCGCCAGCCCCACCACCACUUCCACCACAGCGGCCACCGGGGGAGCUCCCUGCUGCAGCACGUGGGCGGGGACCACCGCGCGCACUCGGACGAGGGGGGCGACGAGCCGCCCAGCACUCCCGCCCCUGCCCUGUCGGAGCUGAAGGCUGUGGUCUGCUGGCUCCAGAAAGGGCUGCCCUUCAUCCUGAUCCUCCUGGCCAAACUGUGCUUCCAGCAUAAGCUUGGCAUUGCCGUGUGCAUCGGGAUGGCCAGCACCUUUGCCUACGCCAACUCCACGCUCCGAGAACAGGUUUCUCUGAAGGAGAAGAGGUCAGUGCUGGUCAUCUUAUGGAUCUUGGCCUUUCUGGCGGGGAACACCCUAUAUGUACUCUAUACGUUCAGUUCCCAGCAGCUGUACAACAGCCUCAUAUUUCUAAAGCCCAACCUGGAGACCCUAGAGUUCUUCGACCUGCUGUGGAUCGUAGGGAUCGCGGACUUUGUGCUGAAGUACAUCACCAUCGCCCUCAAGUGCCUCAUCGUGGCCCUGCCCAAGAUCAUCCUGGCCGUCAAGUCCAAGGGAAAGUUCUAUCUGGUCAUCGAGGAGUUGAGCCAGCUGUUCCGAUCACUUGUCCCCAUCCAGCUGUGGUAUAAAUACAUCAUGGGUGAUGACACCUCCAACAGCUACUUUCUGGGAGGGGUCCUCAUGAUCCUCUACAGCCUCUGCAAGUCCUUCGACAUCUGUGGCCGUGUGGGCGCAGUUAGGAAAGCCCUGAAGCUUCUCUGCACCUCUCAGAAUUAUGGCGUCCGGGCCACUGGGCAGCAGUGCACAGAAGCCGGCGAUAUCUGUGCCAUCUGCCAGGCCGAGUUCCGGGAGCCUUUGAUCCUCAUGUGCCAGCACGUGUUCUGUGAGGAAUGCCUCUGCCUCUGGCUGGACCGCGAGCGCACCUGCCCACUCUGCCGCUCCGUUGCCGUGGACACCCUGCGCUGCUGGAAGGACGGGGCCACUUCUGCACAUUUCCAGGUGUAUUAGGGCCAAAGCACUGGCACGCCCAGGGAGAUGGCGGAGGUCCAGUGUCGUUGGGUCCAGCUCUGCGGACUUCUGGGAAAACAGGCCGUAAGAUGGACCUCCCCGCCUCCCGCCUUUCUCCACCUGCUCCCCUAAAGCCAGGCCCCUGGCCUCCCCACCUUCACCUUCCUCUCGAUCUGGGGUCCGGUGUGUGCAUCCUUCCCCUCCAAAGAGGAAACCUCCUAAUUCAGACUGGGUCUCCUCCCAGGUAGGUCUCCUACCACCUCCAAGUCAAGGAACCGGGAAUAGUCAGGGCCCCACCUGUCGCAGCUUGUUUUAAUUGGAGGCGACCAAAAUAUCGGAUGCUGCCACCUGGGGCAGGGCCUAGAGAUCACUGCCUCCCCCCAGAUAGCCCAGGUCUACAGAUUAGGAUCACUGUGAAGUCUUUUUCAAACCCAAAUGCCGGGCCCCACCUUAUACCGACAAUAACUUAGUGUAUCGGACAUUUAGAGUGAGCCAGGCAUGGCAUGGCAUCGAGCGUCCUGCCUGGGUGACCUCCUGUGAUCCUCACAACAGCUCGGGGCUUGUUUCCUCCAUGGUCCAGCUGAGAAAACGGAGGCACAGAGCUCGGUGUGGUAGCUAUGCCAGGGUCACCCAGCUAGCAAUGGUGAGUGGAGUUUCCAGCCCAGGCCUGCCUGGCUUCAGAGCCCGCACUCUUAACCACCGUGCUGACCCGCUGCUCAGACACUGCAGGCGUGGGGCCUGGCAAACGUGUUUUUUUUUGUUUUUUUUUUUUUAAAAAAACACAAGAGGCGGUUUUGAUGUCCACGGUGGCCCAGGUGCACUCAGAAUGUUAAUGGUGAAUGCUAGCUCCUGAAACCGAACUGUGGCUGGGCCCCCAGAAAGACAUGGCCCGAAAAUGGCUAUUUUCCCAAGCUCUGGGCUGGGUGGGAUUGCUCAGUCGUGUGUGGGUCCCCAAAAGGCCAGCUUCGGCCCAAAGGCAGAUACCACUGGGUCUCCACACCCAUCUGUAUUUCUCUCCUCCUCCUAUUCUUGUCCUCUCCCUCUCUGAAGUCGCAGGCUUGUCAACAGCCCCUUUGAACGUCACUUCUCCCCGGUAGCCUUCAGAGCAAAAGGGACGAUCUACGUUAUGGAUUUGUCCACAAGCCAGAGUGGUGGCAGAGAGCACAAAAGCCCUCAGUGUUUCUGUAAUCUCUGUAACAGCUACCAAUCUCCACGACGGAACAGCCUCCCUCCCUGCUUUGAAAUCUGGGAGAAGAUGACAUAGGUGAUCACAUAGAAGCCCCGGGAAUCUUGCCUGCCCUACCCCUCUCCCAACUCUCCUCUCUCAUUGUCAACCUCAGCACAACAGGCUGGCGCGGCGUUACAGAGAAAGCAAUCUGGGUGGCUGUGAGCGGAUUAGCAAGAAAGCCCCAGAAGAAAUGGUGGGAAUCUUGCUGCCACCCUGCUCUCAGACAGUAUGAAUAUGCCCACACCCCAUCCCCAGUAGACUCAGGACAUGUGCCCGUCAGUGCAAUCAAGUCAGGACCUUUUUUUUUUUUUUUCCCCUGACAUCCCUGGCUCUCUUCUGGUACCCAGCAAGACAUCCCUUCCAGGGCAGCGUGGCAUCUUUCAAGCUCUGUUACUAUGGCAAUGGCCGUGAUGUUACAAUCCCACUUGCCUGGAUAAUCAAGUCGGAAGGGGAAGCGGAGGGAAAUAGGACCUGGUGGACGUGGCUGCUCUGUCCCCCUUACACACACACACACACACACACACACACACACACGCACAUGCACACACACAUGCGCGCCUUGAAGAAGAACCAAAGGCAAGCAACAGGAGCUUCUGCAGCUGGUUUUUAUCAGAAAGCUCUCCCUGCCUGCAGAUGCCAUCAAAGAGGCGAGAGCCAUUGGGAGCUGGAGAAGGCUUAUUAGAGGGACAGCGUGUGAAGGGGCAGAUACAGCGUUCUCUUGGGAAUCAGGCCUGGAAUUCUGAUGCUAAACUGCACGACUUCAAGAAAUCACUUCACCUCCCUGUAGCCACCUCCAGGGUGACGAAAACCUAGUGUAUUAUCUCCUGGAUCCAGGGCAACUAACAAUGUUGACUACUGGGGAAUACACCCAUGGUUUUUGUCAGUUACACUCAUGCCACGCCAAGAAAAAAAAGAGUCUGGCAUUCUGCAAAGAACAAGCCAUGCCUCUGACAUGACAGCUUCACAUGUAGGAGACACUCUGGGCCAGGUGGGAUGAUGUAGUUUAGGAUUUUAUUUAUUUAUCCCCUGCCCUCCGGGGAGAAGUCCUGUUCAGAGAUUUUCUUUCGGAUGGGAGGAUUUCACUUCUGCUCUAGGGAGGCACAGUGGCCAGUGCAGGGUUUUCCAAACAUCAGCCCGUGUGUGUGUUCCCCAACACAAGUGUCCCAACAGCCAAGAGUCACCAUUGGGGAGAAAGAACAAUGCCAGUCUCCCUCACCUGUCUUGGCGCUGAA
Molecule: messenger RNA, 3819 nt
Organism: Hipposideros armiger (great roundleaf bat)
Lineage: Eukaryota; Metazoa; Chordata; Mammalia; Chiroptera; Hipposideridae
Gene: RNFT2
Product: ring finger protein, transmembrane 2
Exons: 10
Coding region: 13-1359 (448 amino acids)
Biological process (GO): positive regulation of ERAD pathway
Molecular function (GO): ubiquitin protein ligase activity
Source: RefSeq, a predicted model, not a curated record